AUGGAAUCUUCCUCUUGCGCACAUUCUGAGACUGAUGAGAGCUUGUUACGACUGUUAUGUGACAGCGGCAUCUCGCUGCACAAAACAGAUGAAAGGGUUUUACUUGACACGUACGUGCCGUUCUCGCGAAUUCAGCAUGCACUUCGGACUGACGAUGAGCAAUGUAAAAGGACAUGGGUUUACAGCGACGACGUCUCAACAAUAGAUCCUGGUGUUGCCAGAGCAUGUACGGAGCAACUCGAGUUCGUUCGUACACUCAAAGAAAGCUGGACCGCAACUAGGCCACAUACGCUCAGCAUACCAGAAAGGUGGAAGAGCGAGGCUCAGAAGACGACAUGGGUGACAACAGAUCAUAUGAAUGCAGCCGCCUUGAUGCAUUGGAUUAAACCCAUUGAAACCUACAUUACCUACAUCUCACAAGACGAGGUCCUCAGGCGACACGACGGCCUGGAAGAGUCCUUUCUACCCGACUUUCUACUCCACUGCCCUAGUUAUGUUGAUACUCGACUCCAAAGCAAGGAUCAAUGGAACAACCCGAAAUAUACUUUACCAUUCUUCCUCGAUGUGAUCACCUAUCCCGGCGACGAGGGCAGUGCAGAUAUGGCCAUCCCUGGAUUUUUUGUGCCCACUCCAGGAUGCACUCUGUAUGGCGAUGUCGAGAAUGACUUCCCACCUCCCCUUGAGAAGCAUGGUCAUCUACCCAAAACGUUCUCCGUUCUGCACAGCUCAUUGGGGCCAUCAAACUGUAGUCGCCCCAAGGCUAAAGCUAACUUCAUACACCCUGCGCUUCUGAUUGGCAUCAAGGGCCCUGCGCGUUGGCCGGCUCAAGUAUCUUUGUCAGAUUCUGCAUCUAUCCCGUCAUCUAUGGAGCAGACGCUUCACGACCUAACCCAAAGGGUUGAGCCGAACCUGAUAGCCUUACUGAUGAAUUGGCACUACCAAUGCGAUCAAAACAUCAGAGGGAUUGGGAUACCCUCGCUCCCCUCAUACCGAUGCAUACCCCCGUGGUUCAUGCAAUUUGGAUUGAUUUACGAUGCCCACGGCCUCGUCAUCGUCGCUCACAUCCCAUUCUCCAUUCCUCCCUCCGCCACCUCGAAGUCCAUUUCCGCUCCACUCUCCUUUCUCUCAUGCAUAAUCGAUCGUCUGCCCAUACAUGGACUGUUGGACGUCCUCCCAUCCUCUAUUUCACAUGAAUCACGCAUCCUUGGGAAUUUCAGGGCUGCACUAGCUUUGUCCUGUCUUCAACGACACGCAUUUGUUAUGUCCGCGAUCAUGGACGGAGUGAAUUGGCCUUCUUCUAUCGCGCAAGAUGAUUUCGAGGAAGUUGAGGAUGGACAGGAACAAGACCAAGACCAAGACCAAGACCAGUCAAGCUCAGAUGCACAAUCACACUCGGAGUCGGCGUCAUCAGAUGAUGGUGAAUUCAUGUAG
This is a messenger RNA of Heterobasidion irregulare TC 32-1, 1431 nucleotides long. RefSeq lists its product as uncharacterized. The transcript has 3 exons. The coding region runs from base 1 to 1431 and encodes 476 amino acids. The record is from RefSeq and is a predicted model, not a curated record. NCBI's taxonomy places the organism in Eukaryota, Fungi, Basidiomycota, Agaricomycetes, Russulales, Bondarzewiaceae.